CUUCAUAUCCUGUCUUUGUUUCAAAUUCAUAAAAUAACUGUUUCGAUUAACGGCGGUCGGGCCGUAAUUAAUAAAAGUCGGUGCAGUAAAUAAGAUUUGAUAAAAAUUCAUAGUUCGUGAACGCCGACAGACGUGCAGAGGUCCGUAUUUACAACAAAAGUAGUUUUCUUUGUGUGCUACAAUGGAGGUUCAAACUAAAUCGACUGAGAUCCGUUGCCAGGAGAUGUCGAAGGGUGGGUUGGCGUACGAGGUGAUCCUUGCAGAGCCGGUGGGCGUGCCCGCGCCUGUACCGCGUCGUGCCGACUCGCCCGAUAAGACGCCUUCCGUCGAGGAGAUCCAGGAGAAGCUCAAGGCCGCCGAGGAGCGACGGCGGAGCUUGGAGCAGAGCAAGAUGGCCGUGAUCGCUCAAAAGAUGGCCAAGAUCGAGGAGGCGUCGCGCAUCCGUAGCGAGCAGACUAACAACUUCAUCACGGCCACCAAGGAAGCGUUGGACGCCAAGAUGGAGACGCACGAAGAGAAACGCGAGGCCUAUAUCAACGAGCUGCGGGCCAGGCUUAAGGACCAUCUUGAGGGUGUUGAAAAGACCAGAUUGACACUGGAGCAGCAAACGGCGGAGGUGUACAAGGCGAUCGAGGACAAGAUGACCACCGCCGCCGACAAGCGCGACGAAAACCUCAAGAAGAUGAUCGAGCGUCUUCGCGAACAUGAGGAGCAGAUCCGCAAAGUGCGCACGGGCAACCAGGAGCGCUUCCAGCAACUGGAGAGCACCAUCCAGGACAAACUGCAGCAGGCAGCCGAGCGCCGGAUGCAGCUCGAACAAGAGCAGAAAGAGAAGCUGCGCAACCAUACCAAUAAGUUGGAAGUGGUGCGCUCUACCAUCUCCGCGAAGGCAGAGGAGAUCUCGAAGGACAUCGAGACAAAACUCACCACCGCCGAGCUCAACCGGGAAAAGGAAAUGCAGAAGAAACUCGACAUAAUUAAAAAACAGGAGCGGCGCGCAGAGAUAGUGCGGCAGAACAAAAACGCGCGCGCCGACAGCGAAGCGCCCACGCAGGGCUAGGCCACGCCCCGCGCACGCGCAGCACACGCUACCACAGCCGCCUAGCAGCCAACAACCUGAGCUCACAGGGGGCAGCGAAGGUCUUGUGCACACUGCGCAACACUUUAACAUCAAAGACUUUUGCUGCCCUCUGUAUCUCGCACAGCCAUAGGUGCCUGUUCAAGGAGAUGUGCUUUUUAUCAUGGCCAAAUUCUUGUAUAACGUUAUUGGUCUCUUAGUUUUGAGAGCGAAAAGGUAUACUGUUAAAAGCCGACCAUAUCAAUAUCAUCAACUGUACGAAGAAAAAUUUUGAAAUUGCUUGCCAGUUUUAACAACUGUAACGGCUCUGUUCACUUAGCACACACAAAACCAGCGAAAGUAUGCCCACCCGGCAUACUUUCUUUUGUCUAUAGACUAUGACGGGUAAAUUAAACAUGUCUCUUGUCCUUGUGUUCAUGCUAAGUUUCUCGAAUGAAUGAAUGAAAUUUGUUUUCCUCGUCAAUUUAUAAUCUUACAGAAAUUCGAGACUAAUUUAAGAUACAAGAACUUUUAUCUCUUUGAAUGUGGAAAUGUUUGAACAAAACAUAGCGUGUGUUAUGCAGCGCCUCAAUUAAGGCCAAUAGUGCGUUCAUACUGUAACUCGGCAUUGUCAAGGACAGAGCUACAAGACAAACAACUUAAUUUUUACGCUCAAUACAAGUCUUGUCCUCCUCAAUGCCCGUGUGACCUCGAACGCGACAUUUCAGAUCAUGCUUACGACAUGUUUUCUUCGGUUAUUUACCACAAUGCUAACAUCAAACAAGGCCUAUCGACAAUUGUCUAGACGUGAUCUCACUCGGGCCAACUUUUGGUAUUUCCAGUACGUAUUUAAGUUUUUUUAUUUUUAUUUAUUUGGAUUACUAAAAGUUGGCAGACGGUUCCGUGCAGCCGACAAGAUUAACUCACAUUAACUUUAUAAGUAUCUUAAAUAAAGAACGAUCUUUGAUAAUCGGUUGUUAUCAAAAUUGAGCGUUUUUUCGCACGGAACCAGGAGUUUUAACAUUUAAUUUUUAUGUGUUUUAUGGACGCGAGGGAGUAACCUAAAAUUAGUUAUAGACUUAUAUCAUUAUUUUUAACAUUUAAACGCAACAGUAUUUUAGGAAAGUAUUCGUGUAUGUUGCCGUGGGUAAACGCCCUCGAGUGGCGGUGUAGGUGUAAGGUGGCCGCGGCCGCCGCUGAGUGUGCGCUGCUGGCUGUAUGGUUGCUUGUGCUCAGACACCGGACUAGUAACAUUGCAAAGAAUGGACAGGUUGACGGCGACGGGUGGCAUUUGAUCUGAGCCAAACUGGUACAAACCUGGAACGUUCUCACCGUCAGUCAAUAGCUACAUUUUGAAAUUGAACUAUGUUUUGUUAUCUCAAAUUGAAUAACAGUCCAGACUAUAGUUAACAGCGAAAGUGCCUCGUAUUUCGUAUUUGGCUCCAAUAUCAAUAAAAUGUACCAUAUGGGACUGCCUUUCAUAGCAUUUUAUAUUUUUUUAUGGUAGAAAGAGCGCUGGCCGGACGGUGUGUUGGACACAACGCUUCUGUGAUGUUCUGCUCUUGGGUAGCUAGUGAUAUUAAUGAAGCACGCGGGUUCUGCCCUAGCCUCGAGCGUAUGGAUCCCUGUGGUUUUGAUAGUAUAUUUUUGGCA
Messenger RNA from Hyposmocoma kahamanoa, 2710 nucleotides. RefSeq names its product stress response protein NST1 (gene stai). Gene Ontology annotation, cellular component: cytoplasm; neuron projection. The transcript has 7 exons. Gene Ontology annotation, molecular function: tubulin binding. NCBI's taxonomy places the organism in Eukaryota, Metazoa, Arthropoda, Insecta, Lepidoptera, Cosmopterigidae. Gene Ontology annotation, biological process: regulation of microtubule polymerization or depolymerization; neuron projection development; microtubule depolymerization. Bases 182 to 1060 code for a protein of 292 amino acids. The record is from RefSeq and is a predicted model, not a curated record.